GCCCCACCCUAAGCUUCCGUGUUCUGAGCUUCCUCUCGGGCUUUACUGAUAAUACAUGCGUUUUAGAAACUUCUUUCUUCCUAGAAAAAACAGGGAGAUUAGGGUCUUAGUGACCUGGUGAAUCUUUGACUCUCCUUGUGUGGCUCUGCCCUCUUUAGGAUUUGCUCCCAAUGGCCUGAGGCUAGAGAUGGCCACUUCAUCCCACCAAGGAGUCGCUGGAGGAAGCCAGGUGGAGCCCAGAAGCUGCAAGACAUCGAUAGGACAGGGGGAAGAACCAAGCACCAGCGGGGACCAGGAGGACAAUUUCAAGGGGAGCCUGGGAACAUCCACGCUGCGGCUCCUGCUGUUAGAACGGGGGCAGGCAAAAGCGGCCACAGGAAACACCAUUCUGGGUAAAGCCGCGUUUGAGUCCAGGUUCAGUGACCACAUGGUGACCAACCGGUGCCAGAGUGAAAGUGUGACCCUGAGAGAGAAGCGGGUCAUUGUCCAUCGACACCCGGAUCUUUUCUCCUCACUGUCCAGUGCAGAGGUCAGGCAGCAGAACCUGCAGCAAUGCUUGGAGCUCUUGGCUGAUGGUCUCCACGCGCUGCUCCUGGUCAUUCCCAUUGGCCACUAUACAGAGGAGGACAGGGAGACCAUUAAGGGCAUCCGUGCUGAGUUUGGCCCUAAAGCCUACAGUCACAUGAUUGUUGUCUUUACUCGGGAAGAUGAGCUGGGUGAAGACUCGCUGAAGGACUACGUGGAAAGCAAGAGCCCUCUUAAGGAGUUUCUUGGAAACGUUGGAGAUCGAUACUGUACUUUCAAACAACAAGGUAGACAGGAAGCAGCGGGAACGCAGGCGUCCCGGCUCCUUGAUCUGACUGAACGGUUGGUGGAGGAAAACCCAGAGCCAUAUUCGUGCCCUUGACAAUUGGAAGUCAGUGGAGUCCAGGUAGACUGGUGGGAGGAAGGUAGUCCUAAAUUAGUGAACUAUCUUGUGUGUUUUACAGGCUUUGUAGAGCAGUUCACAACUGUAUUCAACAGCAGAAGGAGACACUGGGUCUAUUUUUUAUUUUUAUUUUUAUUUUUUUGUCUCACAGGUACAAAGAGAAAGAGUCUCAGCUCACAGGACCUGCUGAGGCUUGUGGAGAUGCCAGAACUGAGGGUCCUCCUCAUGGGGAAGCGUGUUGGGAAAAGUGCGGCAGGAAACAUCAUUCUGGGGGAAGUGGCCCUUUAGACUCAGUAUUCAGUGAGCAGCAAGGUCACCAAGGACUUUGUCUCCCAUAGCAGGAUCUGGAACAGGAAGAAAUUCCUGAUCAUUGAUUCUCCAGAGAUCGCAUCGUGGAAGCCGGAUGCAGCUGAUAUCAAGAUCACCUUUCCAGGUCCCCAUGCCUUCCUGCUGGUACCACUGAGCUCUUUGAUGAAGACUGACAACAAGAUGUUCAACCCCGUCAAACAUAUUUUUGGAGAAAAAUUCACCAUCACAAUUAUUCUCUUUACGAGGAAAGAAGAUUUAGAGGAUCAGGCUCUAGAUGAAUUUGAUAAGUAAAAUAGUGAUCUGCGGGACAUCAGCUUGAAAUUUGGAGAAAGAUACACCGCUUUCAACUACCGGGCAACUGUGGAGGAGGAGCAGGCCAGUGGACAACUCCUGAGCCAAGUCGAGAGCAUGGUGCAGCGCAAUGGCAACAAGCCUUGCAUCUUCAGAGAGAAAGAACUCUUAAACAUCAUCCUCUUAGGAAGGAGUGGUACUGGGAAGAGUGCAACUGGGAACACUAUUUUGGGGGAGACCUGCCUUCCUGUCUCAACUUGGAGCUCAGCCCAUCACAGUAGUAGCCAGAGCGACAGGACAACCGUGGACUGGCAGGAUAUUGUGGUGGUGGACACUCCAUCAUUCAGCCAGCUGCCUGAUCUUCAAAAGGAUCCUUCCAGGUUAAAGAAGGAGGUCAAUCACUGUUUAUCUCUCUGUGAAGAAGGAAUGAAGGUUUUUGUCCUGGUACUCCAGCUGGGGCGGUUCACCCAGGAAGAUGAGGCAGCGGUGGAACACCUGGAGGCCAUUUUUAAAGAAAAAAAUAUGAUAGAUAUGAAAGAUAUGAUUGUGUUGUUUACACGGAAGGAAGAUCUCGGGGAUGGAAACAUUCAUGACUAUACUAGUAACACAAAGAACAAAGCCCUUAGAAUACUUAAGAAGUGUAAGGGGCGAGUUUGUGCUUUUAAUAACAAAGAAACCGGUCAAGCGGAGACCCAGGUGAAAGAUCUGCUGGCAAUAGCCAAUAGUCUCAGAGAUGACCAUUCUGAUUCAUGGGGCGCAUGUUGGCCAUCAAAUUAAAACAAAAAUUACUAGUGUAUUUAAAUAAUGAGCUCAAGUGAGCAAUCAAAAGGUCGGGACAUAGGGAUUGCCAUCAGACAGAGGCGGGUGGGAUAAGGGAUGGCGGGACUGGUGGGAUGGUUCCCCUCAAGAAAGUCCAUGACUUUAAAGACUGAAGGAUAAAUGCAUCUCAUGUUGGAUAAAGGUGUUUGGAUGAAUAAAUUGUCAAGUUAGGCCAAGCAGUAGGGAAUUGGAGGACAAAGAGAACAAGGUAGAGAAUAUUGGAAAUGUUUUGAAUAUCAAGAUAAUAUUAAGGGUCAAAACCAUGUUGCCAGGUUAAAACAGAGUCAGACUGACACCAUGACCAAGGCUCAGGUCAAUGUUGAAGCCCCAAUAAGAUGGUACCUCAAGAACCAGGGGAUCCAGACAGAUACACACAACACACACACACACCACACACACACCACGCACGCACGCACGCACGCACGCACGCACACACACACACACACACACACAUACAAACACAGAGAGACAAGGCCAGCAUUCUUGGGCAUGGUGGAAAGUGGAUAUGAACAUCAACAUUACAACUUCAUUCUGUCUUUGUGCCCAGCUUCACUAGUGUGAAAUUUAUUUCCUGGUGUUUUGUGCAUGGUUGAGAAGAUCUACUGGAAGUGCCUGAGUUGGACCAUAUGUGAGAUGAACAAUAUGAAACCAUCUCCAAAGUGUAUUAAGGAUCAGGCAUUUAAAAUAUCUGCCACUUUCUUAUGUACCUUGAGGAUAAGAUAAAUAACAUAUGUGUUUAGUUAGCUUCAAGAUUAACCUAUUGGUAGGAUAAUGAAGUCUCAGAAUUGAUAUGUUUUUGUUAUUAUACUUUACUUAGCCAAAAGGCCAAGAAGUGAUUCUGCUAUAAUUGAAUGCCACAUCCGUCUUAACACAGUAAUUUGUAGAAAGUGCUUGUAUAAGUAUAUUGAAUUGGGUGAGAUAAUAAAGAUGAAUUGGAAUUGUGGACUUCA
This is a messenger RNA of Arvicola amphibius (Eurasian water vole), 3297 nucleotides long. RefSeq names its product GTPase, IMAP family member 8 (gene Gimap8). The record is from RefSeq and is a predicted model, not a curated record. Lineage: Eukaryota; Metazoa; Chordata; Mammalia; Rodentia; Cricetidae. Gene Ontology annotation, molecular function: GTP binding. Gene Ontology annotation, cellular component: endoplasmic reticulum.